AUGCAAAUGGAAUCAUGGCGGCAACGAGGUUAUGUCCCCGACUCGGACUCGGACUCAGAAGAUGGAUUCGAUUCGAUAGAGGCCAAGAAGGCGAAUCUCGACAAUGACUCUGAUGGUCCCGAUCUCGACUAUAUCUCCACCCCCAUCUCUGCGUCGACGCCGAAUCUGAAGGAAGGGACGAACGGGUCAACACAAGAGCAUUGUGAACGGGAUGGUGCCGAGCACGGCUCCAUUACACCGUCAGAUGUCGAAGAUCACGCUUGCCGAGAAUCGCCUGAGAAAAGAAUUCGAAUACAGCAGGCUACGACAUCUAAAGCCAACGACGAGCGGAGAACUAUACACACAGAGCUCAAGGGAGGGGCCGAAGGCGAUGCAAACUCCCAUGAUGAGAUUACGCCAGCCCGUCGACGAGGACGCAAAAAAUACGGGACUUGGUCGUCAGCUACAAAAACGAGGAAUCGUCGCAGCAGCGAGUUGCGCAUGACCCCAGCAAAGAAUACAGAAAACAUAUAUGACUUGCCGGAGUCCUCGCAAGAACAAGAGAAGGCUUCGUCGAAACCUGCAAGUCAAAAGUCUACCCCGAAAGCUUCGAAAUAUAGAUGGCAGUCACCACCCCGAGUUAUAACAGAGCCUCGGACCUCCAGGGCUAAUAUUCGCGUUGAGAUUCCUCGAUUUAUGAGCUCCUCGCCGGAUGAGCUGAGCUUGAUUCCUCUGCCUACCCGGAAGAAGACCCCUGUGGUAAAUCGUGUUCAGCCGAAAGAGGUACUACCACCGCCAGCACCGCCGCAUUUAAACUCGGAUGACGACUCCCCCUUAUCUUCUGCACCGUCGUCGCUUGGCUCUGACCCAGCCCACAAUCCCAUGGAAACAGAGAUUGUGACUAAUGGUGAUCAGAAUGGGGACGGGCAGCCACAGACAGCAACGACCUCUGACCUGCAAGACUCACUAGACGACCUGCUGCCUCAUUUGGAUAUCCCGGAAGAUGUCUUGCGGGAAAUGCCCCAGGCAGAACAAAGAACAUUCCGAAAGCGCAAUGCCAUCCAGUUGCAGCCGUAUUACUUGGAACAGCUCAAGUACGCCCAGCAAAUGAAAGCGCGAGGCGUCAAACCAAUUCGUCAGGCUGUUCCCCAGCAGGCACAACAAACUACAGAUGAGAGCCAGGGGCAAGAUUCAUUUGACCCGAACGUGCCUCCAUCAAGCCCUCCCCAGGAGGAGUAUCUUCCCCCUGUCAGACCGGAAAAGCCGCGAAACUCUGUUAGACAACACCAGGAACACCAUGACCCUGAAACACCUCGGAAUAGGGAAGCGCAUAUGGUGAAACGGCGGAAGAUCUCACACUCUAGCACACCUCGUGCACGCCGGGAUCUUAUGCAUAAGCCGUCUAAACCUCACGGAAUCAGAGACACGGCCCCCAAGAACCAGCGUGGCACUACCGCUUAUGAGCUUUCUUCCAGUCCCCCACACACAGGCCGUCUAUCUUCCGCAUCGAAAACACCACGGGCAUCAGAGGGAUUCCGCUUUCCUCGUGGAUGGACCCCACCACCCCGGGUCACAAGCCCUGGGGCCCAGGAAGAAGAGAAAUCGGACGAGGAUGAGCCAGCUGGGCCGGGGUCUAACAGCGACGAGGACAUACAAUCUGUUUCCUCCAAUAGUCAGCGAUGUGUCAGCGAGAAGGACCAGGCGGAGGCAGAAGAACGUGCGAUUCGACGAGAGCAACGGCGGAUGCGUGGAGUCCUUCCUGCUUCAUGGUUUAGGCUCGAUCAGAAAGCCAAAGAAGACAGAGCAAAGCCCUCGCAACAUGAUCGUCAUAUUGGGCACCGCCCAGAUGGAAAAGGUGUUGCGCGAAAGUUGAUAAGGAGAGGUGAUCGCUCGAAACCAGCAGCCACACAGCAGUCAACCAGCCUCUUUGAUCUUGGAGACUCUGAUGAUGAUGAGGACGAACGUACCAACAACAGUACGACGCUUAUUACUGAUGGGUCCAGUCAGCGGUUAACUGGUACAACUCGCUCCGAAGACCCUUUCGCACUGGAAGCAGGUGAUAUAUCGGAAGAUAACCGUAUCGACUACAUGUUCGCACCAGCACUACGCAACUCCCCUGGAAAUCGACAAAAGCGAAAGAGCUUGAAGAGGCCGAAGUCGAAAGAAGGCGCGGCUAAUGAUGAAAGGCAGAGAAAGAGGCCGAAACAAACUCGAAUGACCGAUGCUUCGAAUGGAGGACGAAGAACAAAGAAAUCGUCUACUGUUGCACGACCACGCUUAGGCAUACUGGAUGCACCAGAUGUAGCUACACAAUCUCGCAAAGAGCAGCCACAUUUCCUCAGGGUUGCAGCAAGAAAUGCUCGCUCCCGCCAAGAUGGAGGCCGACAAAGCCCCACUCAGAAAUUCUUGAAGCUAGCUUCCAGAGCUGAUACGGUGGAUGCGAAUGAGUCCUUACGAGAUUGGAAGAGGGGGGCAAUCCGGCAGACUAGAAUCAGUCCACCGCAGCCUAGGGCUCGCAAGCGUCCGCAAGCACCAAAGAAGGCGCCAAUCCCUGGUCCUCGUGGUAUGUCAAAAGCUGGCCAUGCCCGAAAUACUCGAAUAACCAGCCAUUUUCCCACAGAGGAUGAGGCUGGUCCACCAAGCUAUUUUGCUGAACAGACACAAGCAUCACCGGAAACUGGGGCAAUCUCAGUCACAUCAAACCAAACUCCCAAACCAAAAUCUUCUUCUCGUCGCCAGCCAGCGCAGCCAGAGAAACGGGGACACACCUGGGUUAUCCCUAGGAAUACUGUAGUUACUUCCUUGAAAAGAAACACCCCUCGGCCUGCUGUAACGAGUUCGGCAGGCCCUAGUGGGAGCAAGAAAUUGACAGCGACCGCUUUCAACCAGUCACUAUCCCAGAUAAAUCGACGUUAUCGCAACCAACACACGUGUCAAGGGAACAGGCCUAGCCUGACUUUGGAUCGCUACCUUACCGACAGUGGAUCGACAAGUGGCGGCGUCAAUUCAUUACCCAGACCUCCGCCUGCACCUUUAGUUGAGCCAAAAAAUCAGGCGCCAGUCCAGAAAGCGCCUCCAAAUCGACGACGACUGAAGAAGCAUACUCCAAAUCGUAUAAAUCUUGACAAUGAGGAGUUCCGCCAGACGCAAGACACUGCGGUGUUUGUAUCCGACGAUCAAGAACCUCCCACCGUAACCCAGGUCGGAAAUGCGCAGCCUUCAUCUUUGAGUGUUGGUGGACUGUUCAAUUGGCACCGUUUCUACCCAGUCGACUUCGGUACACCAUCCUUACGUGAUAACACUUUCUUCCAUGAAUCGACUUUCAUAGGAAGCGGGGAGUUUUCCAACUCAUUGCAGGUCGCAAAGCGUGACUUGGAUGGAGGUGCUAGUUCGUUUUCUAUUCAAGCCAGGGACCAAACGUACCACUGGACCAGCUGGAAUGAUACCGUAUCCUCUGAAAUGGGCAGUGUCUUUGAUGUGGUAAUCGACAACGUUGAGCGAAGUGCUACCACGUCGCCAGAAGUGGGUAUCACAGCUGCCCUGGGGGUGGCAUCGCGCUUAUACAGGCUGUUGAUCAAAUACACCACGGAGAACCUAGUAUUCAUUGAUCCUGUUGACCGGACCGGAUUUAUCACCAGAGCUACGGGGCUGGUCUCUGUUGUCAGAGACCCCCUUGUUGCCUUUCUUUCUAGUGAUGAAUACAACAAGAACGGCCUAGUCAAGAUUGCUUGCUUUAACGUGGUGUUCUCGAACCUGAUUUAUCAAAUUGCUUCUCACCAACUUGUCGGUCCUACACUUGCCGUUGAAGCAAUGGACCUUGUCAAAACCUCUGCUACAGAUGUUGCGGGAUUGAUUAUAUCUGAUGUUGGCUCAUCCGAGUUCAAGCGAUUCCUCGAGGAAAACAACAAAACUGAGCGUCGCGAGUCAGGCCUUCGCGACGAAUACCCAUCGGUGGAGGCUUACGUUGUGAUCAAACACUUGCUCCGCAGCUCCGAGCAAUACAAGGGCUGUUUCGAAGAUCUUCAAUUGGAGACAUUCAACAGUAAAGUCAUCAACGACGAGAAGGAUGUUAACAGGUUAGAGGCUGGAUGGCGUGGUUUGUUCACAGUCCUGCCAUUCAACGAGAUAGAUCAGCUCGGAAUAGGGCGAAACGGAUACCAAUUCACCUCUGCCCAUGAUAACUGGAAACUGGUCAAACGACUUCUCUCUCCUGCGCUGGAUCACUCCGAGGCGAGCUCCAUGACUCAGCCUUUCUCAUACAAUGGCUACUGUCGAACCCUUUUCCACCGAUGCCAUCGUCUCAUCAAUACAUGGGGAUGGCGAGAAUGCAAGCCCAUUCUGGACACACUUUUCGACUUCUUCGCGAAAAACACUCUGUAUAACCUGAAGCUCGAGGAAGCCCGUGGAUCGCCCUCAUUUCUUGAUGAACUAGAUGCUAAUCCAUCUCUGGACGCCCGAGUUGGAGAGCCUUGCUUCCAUACAUUCCUCAAGAUCAUAGCGAGCGGUCUACGUUUCCUUACGAAGAGAUAUGACAAGAAAAAGAUUCGAAACUUUGCCUGGCGUCUGCUACCCAACCAUGGCCGCGUGUAUCCGAAGGAGCAACCGUUGCGACAUGAAGACCUUGACGCACUAAGAAACCACCAUGAUCUUCUGAGCACCCUGUACUGGGCUGUUCCUGAUGGGUGUCGUCCACGACUGGAAACAAUCCGCAACCUGGUCCACCCUGCAACCUCACAUCGAGAAGCGUGCAGUAUCAGUUUACGCUCUUGGUCCCGACUCGUUCGAUUCAAACUUUCUACAGACGAGGAAGUCUCUGGUCUCGAUCCUUUCGGUGACUGGUAUGGCUAUUUUGUCACAGAGCUUCAACAACAACAUUCCUACGCCCGCAAAGAGAUUGAGGCUCAAAGCACCGACGACAACCGAGUCUCUCAGCAGCUCAUUGAGCGCACAAUCUCCCAGAAUCAACGGCAGAUCGAGACCCUCUUGAGUACAGCGCUUGCUGGGCUGCGCGCUGCCGUUGAGCUCGCCCCUCAACUGGAACAUGCGCAUAGGCUGGUUCUGAAGACGCCGUUUGACCUGAUCCUCGGACUCUUUAAUCCGAAGCUUCCACGGGUGAACGUCGUUGUAUCUGAGGCUUUGCAGGUGCUGGUGGUGUACACCCAGAAAGAUGUUCCCGCUGCAUCGGUAGCAGAGACUCCCACGGUAGUGGCUACUGAUGAGGACAGUCAAGAGUUUGGGGACUGGACUGCUUUCGAGGAUGUCUGGGGAGAACAGACCGAACAGCAGACUUUUCCGAGCGAAGCAGUAAUUCACGUUGAGAGGGCUUUCCAUCCAGUUGUGUCCCAACUUGUUUCUAACUGCUUUGGCGAAGACCACUGUCCGGAAGAUGCCAUUCUUCUCAGCGUGGUGGAUUGUUGGACCUCUAUCGCGCAGGUCCUCGUUCGCCAUAGACUUCGGAACUGGGACAACUAUCUGAGUGAAUUCGGCAAUGACUCUUGGACACGGCUUCGACAAACGGUUCAAACGAGAAAGUUCGCUCCACAGUUCCUGGCAGCUUGUAUCGAGAAGGACUCGCGCAUUGUCUCUGAUUGCCGUGUUCAAGUUAUGGGCAUGUGGAUGACAUCGUUAGUUGAGCGCUCUUCAAUGCUGAAGUUUCAACAUCGACUUACAGAGGCUCUGUUGAACGAAAACCCGAAAGAUCCUUUGCUUGGGAAUCUUCCAUUUUCCAAGGAUAAAAAGGACCGACAUACGAUCACGCUGGAGGAGAUCAGUUCACGGAGACUCUCUCUGCUCUCAAGUCUAUCAUCCAAUAUGCGCGAGCAGCUUCAGAACAUGGAGCUCGAUGGUAGCCGGGACUUCUCAGCGACAAAACAAGAGUAUUCUGAGAUACUCCAGCGGGUGAUGACUUCCAUGAAAGAUAACUAUCAAGAGCUAGCAAACGGGACAGCACACACCGCUCAAGGAGCAUAUGUCAGCUUUGUGCAUAGCGUCAUCGGCUUCCUUCAACAACACACCAGCGAUAUCAAGCCUAUAGAUCCCUUCUUCACAGACCCUGCCUCGUUCCCCUUACCAUCCAAUGACCCACGCUACAUCGUUGCCAAGCUUAAACGUUAUGAACCGAAGCUGUCUUCAAGCUCAGAAAUCCAAACUCUGACUGGGUUCUUCCAAAGCAUUUCCGAACGCGCCGUCAUUGAUGGCCAACAAGACUACCUGGUUGAUCAAAUCCACACAUCGAUGAAGAACACCUACGAAGCCGGAAAAUCAGACAAGCCCACCCUCCGCGCAACCUUCCUACAGUGUAUCUUCCCAGCAUAUCUCGAAGAAGCCCUUGGCAACCGCGCUGCCUGGCUACUCAGCCGUCCCAUCAUCCAGACUAUCACACUUGUGUUUAACGACUUGAUCUGCAAUCUGGACACCCUGGACCCAGCCUGUGUAUCAUCGGUCGUUGAAAUGAUCAGCGUUGUAUUCCAAUCAUCCACCCAAGCACUCUCCAGUCUUGAAAACCGUCGUCAUCGCCUCGCAAGCCCGGCAACCCUAGCAAUGCUCGCCGUGUUCAUGGAAAUGAUCUCGUCUGCUCUCCCAGUAGUAGACUACGUCAACCGGACCACAGGCUCCGGGGAGGAAAUCUUCCCGUUCAUCGAGUGGUUCCGCAACUUCACCAAGGCUGUCACAGAUUAUCUGCACGGUACCGACUCAAGUGCAGGCUCAUCACCGAGCGAUGCCUUCAUCGCGUUCCCAGACGCACCAGGCACUAUAGCUGGCGGGAGAUCGGACCUCUUCCGCACGGCUCACUCCCUCGCAUCGACGGACCUCCAGAUCUAUCUGAGGAAAUGGUCUUGGCAUCGGGGAAAGUAUUAUUUUACUCGUCCUGGACACGAGUCGCAGGAAAUCGGAAUUGAAACUGGGGAUUUUGCCUUGAUGGACAACCAAACUGAAGCACUAACGGCCUUCGAGGACGCGGCCAGCACAUUUAUGCAUCGGGCUGAGGUCUUGGAAUUGCUAUUCUAA
Messenger RNA from Penicillium antarcticum, 6987 nucleotides. RefSeq lists its product as uncharacterized. Gene Ontology annotation, cellular component: nucleus; Cul8-RING ubiquitin ligase complex. The coding region runs from base 1 to 6987 and encodes 2328 amino acids. The transcript has a single exon. Gene Ontology annotation, biological process: double-strand break repair via homologous recombination; replication fork processing. The record is from RefSeq and is a predicted model, not a curated record. Lineage: Eukaryota; Fungi; Ascomycota; Eurotiomycetes; Eurotiales; Aspergillaceae.